Molecule: messenger RNA, 822 nt
Organism: Strigops habroptila (Kakapo)
Lineage: Eukaryota; Metazoa; Chordata; Aves; Psittaciformes; Psittacidae
Gene: MGP
Product: matrix Gla protein
Exons: 5
Coding region: 274-585 (103 amino acids)
Cellular component (GO): extracellular region
Molecular function (GO): calcium ion binding
Source: RefSeq, a predicted model, not a curated record
AGAAGGUGUUUUUGACCAAGAAGGUGGUAGCCUGAGCGUGGAUUGAGAGUAGGAGACAGAAGAGGGGAGGAGUCACUGAUUGAUGCUAAUAAAUAAAAGGCCCCUCUUUUUAGUCUAGGGACCAGGACGCCAGGAGAGCUGUCCCACAGACAAGAGCUGCAGGCUGGCGGGGAAGCGACGGCCCAGCAGCCCAGGAUCUCCAGCUGCCCUCAGUGGGAAGAAAGUGACAGGGCAAGAGAGACAGAGUGAGAGAUUCCUCCCUGCACUGGCACAAUGCGUGCUGUUAUCAUCCUUACGCUCCUGGCUGUCUUGAUGAUGGCUGCUACUUGCUACGAGUCCCAUGAGAGCAUGGAAUCCCAUGAGUAUCUCAAUCCCUUCAUCAACAGGCGAAGGGCCAAUGACUUCAUACAAGCUGAUUCGAGACUAGAAGCCAUCACUCAGGAGAGGAUCAGGGAACGUAGUAAAGCACCCCACGAACGUCAGAGGGAGAUCUGCGAGGACUACUACCCCUGUGAACUGUACGCUUUCCGCCAUGGCUAUGCUGCUGCUUACAGGCACUAUUUUGGGAGGAGAAGAACCAAGUAAAGGAUGACCUAACCCCACCCUGGGGCCUGGAGCCCAGGGUAUCCUCCCAGAAAAUGCAGUGGCUCUGAAACAUAUUCAGUUGCUUGUGUCCCUGUAUGUUAUCCUGCCUGCUGCUUCUCUCCCAUGUAGCCAUGGAUUCCUACACUGUGUUAAUUAGUGCUGAGCUGAUGUAGCAGAGAUCAGAGCGAGUUCAAGAUGUGGGUGUUUACUACACAAUAAAUUGCUGGUUUGAUACUA